Messenger RNA from Triticum dicoccoides, 513 nucleotides. RefSeq names its product S-norcoclaurine synthase 1-like. The record is from RefSeq and is a predicted model, not a curated record. The transcript has 2 exons. Lineage: Eukaryota; Viridiplantae; Streptophyta; Magnoliopsida; Poales; Poaceae. The coding region runs from base 93 to 398 and encodes 101 amino acids.
UGCUAUAGCGUUUCAUAAUUGUUGGACGAGCUGCCAUUAAGUGGCAUCGCCCGCUAUAUAAAACUUUGGUAAGUAUCCAAGACUAGAACAGAAUGGCCACGUCUAAUGAGACGGGUAUGUCGCUCGUGCGGACAACGGUGCAAGAGUUAGCGGCGACCGUCGAGGAGCCUCCGCAAGAGUACGUAGUUGAUGAGAUGUUGGACGCUGAUGAGAUGCCAGAGCCCAUCCCUCUCGUCGACCUUAGCCGGUUGACGGCCGUCGACGAAGCGGACAAGCUCCGGGCGGCUCUACAAACCUGGGGCCUCUUCCUGGCGACCAACCAUGGAAUUGAGGAGUCUCUUAUGGAUGCCAUGAUGAGUGCAUCGAGAGACUUCUUCAGGCAACCGUCUGAAGAAUAGCAGAAAUACAACAACUUGAUAGACGGCAAGCACUUCCAAAUGGAAGGCUAUGGAAAUGACAAAGUUGUGGCCCAGGAUCAGGGCCUGAGCUGGAACGACCGCUUGCAUUUGAGAG